Messenger RNA from Angiostrongylus costaricensis, 1596 nucleotides. NCBI's taxonomy places the organism in Eukaryota, Metazoa, Nematoda, Chromadorea, Rhabditida, Metastrongylidae. The record is from the annotation of a GenBank genome assembly.
AUGCAAGAACAAGAGACGACGGCUCCUAAAACUGCUGCUCCCGUUCAAGCUCCACCUGUUACUCCCGCCGUAGCCCAUGCAGAAGUAUUGGUUGCAAUGCCUGUUCUUCAACAACAUGGAGAGGUAUUCGUUGGCCCUGGUUCGAAGCGCGAGGCACAGCUACUAGGUUUAGGGCUGACGAAGUUGAGCUCUAGAAGAAAAGACGACCUACAGUUGGCGAAAAGAUACGCUAUGGACGUGUCCAUAAAGCAGAUUAUGCUCCGUCAACAGAAAGCACAUCAUGAAAAUCAACAAAAACAAGCAAUGUAUGCUCAAGCUCUGUCUCUUAUGGCUCGUGUGUACAUUGGAUCGAUUUCAUUUGAAGUUAGAGAGGAGAUGAUAAAGAAAGCAUUCGAAGUCUACGGUCCAAUUAAGAGCAUCAACAUGAGCUGGGACCCUACAACUGGACACCACAAGGGAUUCGCUUUCUUGGAAUUCGACGUUCCAGAGGCUGCUCUUCUCGCUCAAGAGUCUAUGAACGGUCAACUCAUGGGUGGAAGAAAUCUGAAGGUUGGCCGUCCGUCGAACAUGCCUCAAGCGCAACCAAUCAUCGAAAUGGUCCAGCAAGAUGCGAAGAAAUAUCAUAGAGUUUACGUGUCUUCAGUACACCCCGACCUGUCGGAAACGGAUCUGAAGAGUGUAUUCGAGGCGUUUGGAGAGGUGGUCAAAUGUCAGCUUGCCAGGCAAUGCGCAUCUGGGAAGGGAAGUCAUCGCGGAUUUGGAUACAUCGAAUUCAAUAAUGCGGCUGCGAUGAAUGAGGCCAUUGCUGGUAUGAACAUGUUCGAUCUUGGAGGACAAUUCUUGAGGGUGGGUCGGUGUAUAACACCGCCUGAGGCCUUAACAUAUCUUUCACCCCAGACACAAACUGCUCUUCCUACUGCAGCUGCUCAAGCAGCUGCAGCUGUCACAGCCAAGGUGAUGGCCGCGGAGAUUUACUUUCCUACUGUGUCUACUUUUCUUGUAAUCUGGACUGAAAGGUGGUACGCUUUUUUCAGACUGAUUUCUUUGAACAUUUUAAGCAGCCAAAUUCUGUUUCGAAAAUAUCCAAUGAAAUCCCGUUUGUAUCUCUCAUUCGUUUGCGUAAACUUCAUUUCGUUUAAGCUCAACACAGCUCAAGCUCUAGCAGCUGCUGCCAAAGCAGGCGAGCUUUCCGAUGCUGUUAUUAAUGAACAACUGAAUAGCGAAGACGCAACUUUAGCAUCACAAGAGGGACUUGCGAUUCGUGGAAAUGAUGCUAGACAUCUUCUUAUGGCGAAAUUAAUGCGCACAAACCGAUCAACGGUUCUGGUGCUCCGCAAUAUGGUGAAUCCGGAAGACAUAGACGAAUACCUCGAAGAGGAGAUUAAGGAAGAAUGUUCGAAGUACGGCGACGUACAGGAGGUUGUCAUAGCAAACGACCAGAGUGCAGGUGUAGUAAAGAUUUUCGUACGCUUCAUUGACCCAAAACAGGUGGACGCUGCUCGAGCGGCUUUGGAUAAGCGAUUUUUUGGUGGAAAUACAGUCUCUGCAGAAAUUUAUGAUCAAGCUAUGUUCGAUCAUAACGAUCUCAGUGGUUAA